GCCUCGCGGGUAGACACGAGCCGGCGGGCAGCGGCGGCGGCGGCGGGGGUGGUUCUCAGCCCGGCCGGUGCAGGGCCUCCGACCGACCGCGGCCGAGCGGGGCCUGGGCGCGGGCGCCGGGGAAGCCCGCCGCGGCGGGCACAGGAGGAAGCGGCGGCGGCGCGUCCCGAGCCGUGCGCGCCAUGUCGGGCGGGCCCCCCAAGGGCCUGCCGUCCACCGGGCCCCACUCCCUGCUCGACAUGCCGCACCCGCUGGCCGGCUCCAGCAGCGAGGAGGCCGUGGGCGGCGACAGCACGCCCAGCCCGGACCUGCUGAUGGCCCGCAGCUUCGGCGACAAGGAUCUCAUUUUGCCCAACGGUGGUACUCCAGCAGGUACUUCGAGUCCAGCUUCUUCAUCUUCCCUUCUCAACAGACUUCAGCUUGAUGAUGACAUUGAUGGUGAGACCAGAGAUCUCUUUGUCACAGUUGACGACCCCAAGAAGCAUGUCUGUACCAUGGAGACCUACAUUACGUAUAGGAUCACCACCAAAAGUACGCGGGUAGAGUUUGACCUGCCAGAAUAUUCUGUUCGUCGAAGAUACCAGGAUUUUGACUGGCUGAGGAACAAACUGGAGGAAUCCCAGCCGACUCAUCUCAUUCCCCCGCUUCCUGAGAAGUUUGUGGUGAAGGGUGUUGUAGAUCGUUUUUCAGAAGAGUUUGUGGAGACCAGAAGAAAAGCUUUGGAUAAAUUCCUAAAAAGAAUUACAGAUCAUCCUGUGCUCUCUUUCAAUGAACACUUUAAUGUUUUCCUUACUGCUAAGGACCUGAACGCCUACAAGAGGCAGGGGAUGGCAUUGCUGUCCAGAGUGGGCGAGUCCGUCAAGCACGUCACCGGAGGCUACAAGCUGAGGAGUCGACCUCUGGAGUUUGCAGCCAUAGGCGACUACUUAGAUACCUUUGCACUCAAACUGGGAACCAUUGAUCGAAUAGCCCAGCGGAUCAUCAAAGAAGAAAUAGAGUACCUUGUAGAGCUGAGAGAAUACGGGCCUGUGUACUCCACGUGGAGUGCGUUAGAAGGGGAGCUAGCUGAGCCCCUGGAGGGAGUCUCAGCUUGCAUUGGCAACUGCUCGACGGCCUUGGAAGAGCUAACGGAUGACAUGACAGAAGACUUUCUACCUGUGCUCAGGGAAUAUAUUUUAUACUCUGACUCUAUGAAGAGCGUACUGAAGAAGAGGGACCAAGUGCAAGCAGAGUACGAAGCCAAACUAGAAGCUGUGGCCCUGAGGAAGGAAGACCGCCCCAAGGUGCCGGCAGAUGUUGAGAAAUGUCAGGAUCGGAUGGAGUGUUUCAACGCUGAUCUGAAAGCUGACAUGGAGCGGUGGCAGAGCAACAAGAGGCAGGACUUCCGGCAGCUGCUCAUGGGAAUGGCCGACAAGAACAUCCAAUACUACGAGAAGUGCCUCAUGGCAUGGGAGUCGAUUAUUCCACUACUACAGGAGAAACCAGAGGCCAAGUAAGUUCCUUCUUGGGACCGAGACUCUUCUACCUACACAGGGCCAUGGCACCCCAUACCAGGACGUCCCUGUAGUGCCAGAGAGGUGGCACUGAGAAAACAGCCACAGAGUCAUCUCUCCUUUGUGUAUUUCUCUCCCUUCCCGCCCCCCACCCACCUUUGUCUGACAGUGGUUCUCCGUUAGUAUUUAUUCCUUGGUGGAGUCUGUAAGGCUAUAAUCAUCUCUCAGCGAAAGAAGCAUACCUCCGUGUUGUGAAGGAGCCCAUUAAAUCUGGAACACUAAGAUCUGCAGCUGAGGGACGAGACAACCCAGCUGACGUUCUGACAUCUCAUUACAGUCUCCUGUUCGGGGACAGCAUGGUUGCCUGCGGUGGAAGAGAGCCCGGUUCUUGCUUUUCCAGGACACGAGGAAGGCGGGCACAGAGGGCAGCUCUCGUUUUCCACAGACACACGGGGACUCUGGAAUUGACCUGUGUGGGCAUCGACUUGUCUCAGCCUAGAAGGGGGUGUUGGCACCUCCACGGAAAGUCCUUAAUGUACAGUGGCCUAUAGCUGUGAGUGCGGCCUGCUGCCUGCUUGUGACGAGUGGCACUCUUUUGUGGCUUCUGGUUCACCUAGGACCAUUUAUAUCAGCGUCUGUAUGCGUCCGUACCCAAAUGAGCAAGCCAGUGUCCUUGUCCUCGUGCGAUACCUCGGGGAGCCGAGGGGGCAGUGCUCCCCAAACUUGUUUCUGACACUAGAAUGCAGUAGAUUGGAAACUGUUUUUUGUGUAAAAUGGGAGGGGGGGUGCAUUUUUCUCUGUGAAGUUCUUCAGUGUUUUUCUGUUGCUUGUUCAGUGUCGUCAGAGUAGAGCUGAGGCCCGUGGUGGGAAGUCCGUGUUGUCUGAGGUCAGAGUAGCUCCCAGUAACUGGGGUCAGUGGGCGUAUACUAGGCCCCAUCUCCACGUCUGCUCUGUGCCGUCUGCCUUUACCUCACCCAGAACUCCUAAUUUAGUGUCUCCUACCACGUCCACCGAGUGUUUGGGCGGCCUUUUGUUGAGAGGCUGGUGUGCUAUAGUGACACAGUGGAGGUUCUGGGAACUCCGUGUGCAUGUUCCAUAUGAAGUGCUUUAACCCUCGAUAGUCCCUGGUCGGAAAGAAAAGUCGGUACCUGGAUGGGCCUCGAAGAUGACAAGUGCUAACAGCGAGCCCUUUGCUUCUCGAUAAGCUAAAACCUCUUCAACUUGCAGCCACGUUCCCCAGUGACCACUGGCUGCAUCUCAAGUCUUCAAACCGACACGAAACCGACGAAGAGGAUCUAUCUUCCAACUCCUUUUCUUUCCUCCUGAAGUGAAGCUACCUACGCCACGUUUGCGCUCUCCCGUCCGUGGCUCAUCUCCCCGUAAAAUGAUCAACCUGAGCCUCAAAGAGGCAGUUAGUGUUCUUGUCGCGACGCAGCCGGGCCGAGGCGCUGGCGCACACGCGGGUCGUAACCCGCAGGUACCCGGCCGCGUGCAGCGUGUCGAGGUUCCUCCACCCCCUCGCGCCCGCGGCGUUGACCUUGGGUGGCCACUGCUGUGAUGCCAGGGGUGCAGCAGUAGGCCGGCGCAGAACAGUUCGGCUCUGUUUCAUUCAUGUUUUGAGGAAGUCACGGUUUCAGUUAGAACUUUUGUAUCCGUCGGUACUUGCCUGCACCGUCAGACCCCCUCACGCCGUUCUCAAAUCCUGCGAUGUGAAUUUUUGUUUGGUACAAUUAGAAGUGAUUCAUCGAAGCAGAAGGGUAAGGACAGGCCAUCUAGCCCGAGUGGUGAGUCCGUGUUUCAUGCUACCUCUAAGCCAUCACGUUGGUGCGGGUAUGGAUGAUGGACGUCUGGGUCCAAGCUGACAGCUUGCUGGUAGAACAGGGUGUAUAUCCAAUAACGGGUUGACGGCCCUCUCUUGAUAUUUCGUGGAAGGCACUAGACUGACCCAGCAGCGAGCGCUCAUCUCCAGGAACGCGCGAAGCCUUGCCUUGUGGAAUGCGUGCUUUAAAAACGUUGUCCGGUGUCACGAGUGCUUGGAAAGAAACGUGGAAAGAGUUGAUGGGAAGACCAGGAUCUCAUCUGCCGCUAGUUGCCAAAGCCCAGGAGCAUUCCCGUGGAAAGUUUAGUUGGAAAAGAAGGCAACCCUUCAAAACAGUCAUGGGGCUCCUCUCUGGGACAUAUGGGAAGGGAGUGGAGGGGGGACGCAGUCGUUCCUCACGUUAUUGGAGGCAGAAGACUAGCUCGGAGGGGACUCGGGCAUCUUGCGGCUUAUCUUUCUCCAUUUGUUUGCCAUGUGAUGUUUCUGUGCUUUAAGACACCAGGGAGAGCUGGGACACUGACGCCAGAGCUGGGAGAACCAGAAUAUGUUCCAGGCUCCCCUGGAGAAAUGGUCUUGCCCGAGAAGGGACGCUUGCCCCUUCCUUCAGGCUGGCGGCAGAUGAGGUGAGGAGGCCCAGGAAGAAGGGACGGUAGGCAGUGAAGGAGGCUCCCCAGGCCUCCCCGACCCCCACGGCUCGUCCAGCCUCUGCGGGUCAGGAGUCCCAGGCAUUUGCCCUUUCAUCUCUGUGAGCAUGAAGGGGAUUCCCUGUGAGAAGUGUGACCGGAGACUUCUGUGCCAAAGACUGCCUCGUAGAGGCUUCAUCACCCCGUCCUUCUUGGCUCCACAAAGUCGUGGUGCUGAGAUCACUGCCUCCUCUCUCAUAGUUGUGUCCCAGGAGGCUUUUGCUUGGGGACACGCUUGACCUCAGGCAGACAGACUUGGACAGGUUUUGAGUCUUGGGCACAUGGCGGCAGAAUGCAGAGUGACGCCUAUCAACUGCCUCUCGGGUGCGGGAAGUGAAGGGUUCAUUCACCCAGGUUAAAAAUCCAGGCUAAGGCAGAAGAGGAGAGAAUUCCUAGAAACUGAGCAGAUUUUAGAGAUGCACUUGAUGCUGAAGGGAGCACUUGUGCUUUGUGGCAGAUAUGGACACUGCGGUCUUCCUUAUCAUGUGGUGGAUCCACAAGGGGAUUCUGGGCUACUCUGCCCAAAGCCAAAAAACCUCUGUUCUUCCUGAAGGAGGAGGGAACACGUUUCACAGCCAGGUUUGGGGUUGGGUUUUGUCCUUUGAUAAGACUUACUAAUGAUUCCCAGUGACCUCAGAUAAGUGCAAUUAUGGAGAUGAUUGGCUCGUAUUUCACUGUGCUGCUCGUUGAACUCACCAGUCACCUUCCUUUUGGUGAAACAACAAAAGCCAGUACGACACCGGGGGUCGUGGUGAAUGUAACGUUAAGUUUGUCUUCAUGCCAAAUUUCAGCCACACCUGGAGCGUGUUCUACAUGUUGUCGAAUUAAAUGUUUUACCAGUCGCCAUCCACACGAGGGAUUUAAA
Molecule: messenger RNA, 4860 nt
Organism: Leopardus geoffroyi (Geoffroy's cat)
Lineage: Eukaryota; Metazoa; Chordata; Mammalia; Carnivora; Felidae
Gene: SNX30
Product: sorting nexin family member 30
Exons: 9
Coding region: 183-1496 (437 amino acids)
Cellular component (GO): cytoplasm
Molecular function (GO): protein binding; phosphatidylinositol binding
Source: RefSeq, a predicted model, not a curated record